UUGUAUCCAAAACAUCUUUUCCGGCGCCAUAUUUGGUGUUUGGCCCCCCUGGUACUGGGAAAACUAUGACUAUGGUAGAAGCAAUAUUUCAGGGUCGUGUAUGAUCGCUGAAAAUGAAUACGGAUAGGACCAUUGACGAACCAAGCAUAAAAAAGGUUUAUCAUUCCGAUUCAAAAUGCAAGAUUUUAAUAUGUGCCCCAUCGAAUAGUGCCGUCGAUGAAUUAACUAAGCGCUUAGUUAGAAGAGGCAUCUCGAAUUGUGAACUCUUUCGCUGGAUAUCAUCUUCUUAUUCAAUCGAAGCGGUCCCAGUGGACAUAAUAAAAUUUAGUAAUAUCGACUGUAAAUUGGGACAGUAUUUUCACCCUAGCAUUAAGGAGAUUUUGAAGUUCCGUAUUGUAGCUACGACUAUAGUUAGUGCGGCUAAAUUAUACAAUGGUGGCACACCUACUGGACAUUUUACGCACGUGUUUAUAGACGAAAGUGGGCAUGCUAAGGAAUCAGAAACGCUUAUUCCAAUUGCUGGAAUAUUGACUUCUCCUGGAACAUUACAUGGUCAAAUAGUUCUUGCUGGUGAUCCCCAGCAACUCGGUCCUAUAAUUCACUCUGAUCAAGCUAUAACAUACGGUUUUGGAACAUCGAUGCUAGAGCGGUUUAUGAAAACGGUAUCUUUAUAUCAACGUGACGCCAACGGUCAGCAUAAUCCAAAUAUGUUCACAAUGCUUUUGCAAAAUUAUCGGUCUCAUCCUUAUAUCUUACAUACUCCCAACAAACUAUUUUAUGGCAACGAAUUAAUACCUUGCGGAUAUAGCGAAUCAUAUGUUGGGGAAGAGUGGCAGUUCUUAAAAAACAAAAAAAUUCCAGUUUUGUUCCAUGGUGUGAUAGGGCAGGAUAAGAAAGAAAAUAAUUCUCCAAGCUAUUUUAAUAUGGAUGAAGUUGCUGUCGUAAUGAGUUAUAUAGAUAAGUUGAUAAAAUUUGGUUUAAGAAAUUGUCAUAUAAAUGCGGAACAAAUUGGGAUAAUUUCACCUUAUACAAAACAGGUAAUACAUAGAUACUCCCCUAAUAUAUAGGGUAUUCUGUUAUCAUCGAAAAAGCGCGCCGUAGAGAAUGAAACUUUAGUAGAUAAGUCCACAAAAGACUAAGGACGCUAGGUAUUCUGAUAAUGGAGAACAUCAGUCGGUAUGUAUAUUUGCUGAAACUUUGACACAAUGACACUUACAAGUCUAGAAAGACAUCGUUUUCUGUUUUAUUUAAAUAGACGUAGUAUUUUUGAAGUUACAAAUUUUAGUAGCAUCGUCAAUUUCAAAUUUCUCUCUUAGACGCCCACUGUUGUCACUUUACAACGCGGUGAAGUCACUGGUGCGACUGACCUCUGUGUAGGUAUAAAUAAUUUCGCAUUGUUUUGCCACACAUUUAUAACUAAUGUGCUAAAGUUUUGUGAUACUUUUAACACUUCUCAAUAUAACUACAAUAUUCAUAUUUACUAGGGUGUCAGAUUUGCAACAAUCAAGGACGAAUAGUUUGUCAACAAAAAAUAAUUGAAGUGCCUAAAAUGUAUUUCUUAAUCCUAAGUUUUCUGAGAUUUCUUUUAACAGAUGUCUAAAUUUU
Molecule: messenger RNA, 1605 nt
Organism: Agrilus planipennis (emerald ash borer)
Lineage: Eukaryota; Metazoa; Arthropoda; Insecta; Coleoptera; Buprestidae
Product: putative helicase MOV-10
Exons: 6
Coding region: 114-1067 (317 amino acids)
Molecular function (GO): helicase activity
Source: RefSeq, a predicted model, not a curated record